Molecule: messenger RNA, 2634 nt
Organism: Podarcis raffonei (Aeolian wall lizard)
Lineage: Eukaryota; Metazoa; Chordata; Lepidosauria; Squamata; Lacertidae
Gene: NCS1
Product: neuronal calcium sensor 1
Exons: 9
Coding region: 701-1273 (190 amino acids)
Molecular function (GO): calcium sensitive guanylate cyclase activator activity; calcium ion binding
Source: RefSeq, a predicted model, not a curated record
AGCCCAGUCCAGCUCUUACUACCGAAGCGGCUUCACCCCUGACUCGCGAGAAAGCCUCCCACGCUACCCCAGAUCCUAGAAAGCGGAGUGGACGAAUUCGGAUUGGCGCGUCGCCUUUUGGGAGCGGAGCCAAUUCGGAGCCGCAGCGCGUCUCCCCCCCACCCUCCGCUGCGCGGCCUCCUCCUCCUCCAGCCACGCCGAGGUUUCCCGGCAGCGGCAGCCGAGACCUUCCGCAGCGCCGGUAUGGAGGGAGACGACCGCCUCGCCAUCUGCUUGUGACUGCUUUGCAGAGCUGAGUUGUGGAUGCCAGAAAAUAAGGGGACGUAAACCUCCACUGGGACUCCGGAUCCGGACACUGGAAUUGCAGCUGAACUUAUAAAGCUUAUUACCCCCUUGUUUCUCUUUCUCUCUCCCCACCUCUCUCUCUUCCCCCCUCCCCCCUCCGCUUUCCAUCCCCUCCCCCCCAAUUUUUUUGGGGUGUGUGUUAGCGCUACUUGAAGGAAAUCGGAAGGGUCCGGUUUGGCUUUGAAACUGAGACAGUCCCUCCGUCGUUCUCCACCCUUCACAUCAGAUCUCUCUGCCCCCACCCCCACCCCCCCAACCCGGCUUCCUAUAUGCUUCUCCGCUAAGUGCAAGAAGGGCUUUGAGAGAAAUUUAUGCCCUGUUAAAAAGUCCAGUGGACAAACCUUGCCAGAUCGAGAUGGGGAAAUCGAACAGCAAGUUGAAGCCUGAAGUUGUGGAAGAACUGACGAGGAAGACAUACUUUACGGAGAAGGAGGUCCAGCAGUGGUACAAAGGCUUCAUCAAGGACUGCCCCAGUGGGCAGCUGGACGCUGCUGGGUUCCAAAAGAUCUACAAGCAGUUCUUCCCCUUUGGGGACCCAACCAAGUUUGCCACAUUCGUCUUCAACGUCUUCGACGAGAACAAAGAUGGAAGGAUUGAGUUUUCCGAGUUUAUCCAAGCCUUGUCGGUCACUUCCCGGGGGACGUUGGAUGAGAAACUGCGGUGGGCCUUUAAGCUGUAUGAUCUUGACAACGAUGGCUACAUCACUAGGAAUGAGAUGCUGGACAUCGUUGAUGCCAUUUACCAGAUGGUGGGGAACACUGUGGAACUCCCUGAAGAGGAAAACACCCCAGAGAAGCGGGUGGACCGGAUUUUUGCCAUGAUGGAUAAAAAUUCAGAUGGAAAACUCACCCUGCAGGAGUUCCAGGAGGGCUCCAAGGCUGACCCUUCCAUUGUUCAGGCGCUCUCCCUCUAUGACGGACUCGUAUAGCUUGCAGUCUUAUGCUUUGACACACCUGAAGGAACCCCCUUCCAGUGCCAUCAAACACCCACCUCAGACCAGACUCUCUCGCCUGACUUAUGCCAACCCCUCAUCGCGCUAAAAACGUGGGAGAGGGGUGUGCUUGGAGCGUGACGUCAACCCAACCACUUUGUGCUCAAAAACCAGCUCGUCAUCUCCAUUUGCCAGCGUCUGCAUUUAACAACGAUUUUAAAAAACGAAAAAAGAAAAAAAGAAAAGUGGGGGCGGAGGAGAAAGCAGUGAUGAAGAGGAUGAUGAAAAGAUAAGCGCCAUUUCCUUGGGGCCAUGAAGAAUACUCUCACAUGUUAAUAUUCUGUUUUGUUUGUUUCGAAUGGAUUAAGAACGAGCACCAUUUUUAAAUAUCUCUUAUGGGCGGGUGGGUGGGGAGAAUCAUGCAGACUGGAGAUGUAGGGUCCCAUUAAGACGUCUUGUGUCAGGGCGCCACUGGACUGGACCGGAACUGUCAGAGUGGAUGGCUUAAUCGCAGCUAAGCUUUUGCUUUUAAAAUCCUGGGGGUGCCGCACGUGUGUGUGCUUGGAGGGGGGUUUAAAAAUCCAUUUGAAAUUGAUGUCCAUCCUCAUUUGGGUUUGUGGUUCAAAUUGCAAUGCUACACACACACUUUAUUAUGAUGAUUAUUUGGGGUGUGACAUUGUUAUUGUAUGCUCUCAUUUUGUGUGUGUGUGCGUGACGGAAAAGUGAGACGCUUUUUCUUCUUUUGAAUGACCUCUGAACAAGCGGUAGUUAUUUAUUUGCCGUUUUGUGUGUGUCAAAGCUGCUGUAUAAUUUUUUUGUCUCGUGUCUCCGAAAAAGAACAAAAAAAAAAACACAACUCAUGCUGCAGGGGUGUUGUCCCUCACAGAAGAAAUCUAAGCCAAAAAGAAGAAAGAAAGAAACAAAGAAAGAUCCCCACAACUUAUAUAUGUCUGCUGUGCUGCCUGGCUGGGGUAGAAGGGGGUCAGUGUGCCCUCUGAUUAUGUUGUCUUUCGUCCAUCUAUCCAUCGCCCUAUCCCAAAAGGCCCCAAACUUCUUGCUCUUGGCAGGCCUUGCAUCUGGGACUUGCGAUGUCUGCAGCACCCCCUCUGAAUGCUGUCUCCCCACCUCUUUUGUAUUUCUUUAUUUUCUGCCCCCCCCCCGCAUUCAUUUUGCCAUUUUGCCUACAUUGUAAAAGAGGAAUGAUGAAACAAUCCAGUACCCCAAGUUUUUCUCUCUCUCUGCAUGAAACUAAAGAAGUGUUAAUGUGGCCAAUCUUGUUGGAGCUUUAAAAAAAAUGACAACAAAAACACAGUUCUUUCUGAAAGGAAGUAAUAAUAAUGACGAUGGUGAUAAUAGUA